Molecule: messenger RNA, 2292 nt
Organism: Eurytemora carolleeae
Lineage: Eukaryota; Metazoa; Arthropoda; Copepoda; Calanoida; Temoridae
Gene: Rs1
Product: probable ATP-dependent RNA helicase DDX27
Exons: 8
Molecular function (GO): ATP binding; RNA helicase activity; nucleic acid binding
Source: RefSeq, a predicted model, not a curated record
AUUUCAGAAUCACAAUGACAACCGACUUGAUGAAAACUAUCGAGGAGGGAGAUGAUGUUGAAAACUUCUCCGAGCCCAGUGAUUCAGAGGAUGAGGGAAAACCCAUGAAGAAGAAAGCAUCCAAGAAAGUUCAGAAAGAUUUUGAUACUGGGUUUAAGUUUGUAGGGAGCCAGAAAGAGUAUAUGGAGGAUACAUGGAAUGAUAUAGCCAAGUAUGUUAAAAAGAAGGCCAAAACAACGUUAGACGACAAGAUUGCCAAAUUCCGGAGGGAGCGAAAGGAUAAAGGCGGAGAAGAGAUAGUAAUAUCUGGCAGUGAGGCGGAGACAGAUGACAGUCUUUCCGAUGAUGAGAUGGUUGCAGAUAAUAUUAAGAUAAAAGAACGGGACGCGAAGCGAAAGCUCCGUCGUGCAGCAAAGAACCCUGGAGAAGGAGAUACAGGGAUAGAAAUCAAGAUGGAGGAGGAUGAGUCCGAAGAGGAAGGAUUCUUUGACGAUACACCCGUAUUCGACGACAAGGCAUCCUUCACCUCUAUGAACCUGUCCAGACCACUAUUAAAGGCUAUAGAAGAGUUAAGGUUUAUCCAUCCUACUCCUAUCCAAGCUGCAACUAUACCUGUAGCUCUACUAGGCCGGGAUAUCUGUGGUUGCGCCGCUACAGGAACCGGAAAGACUGCUGCGUAUAUGCUGCCUGUAUUGGAGCGUCUACUAUACAGACCGAAGGAGGUUGCUGUUACAAGGGUUCUUGUCCUUGUUCCUACCAGAGAGUUAGGUGUACAGGUCUACCAAGUUACAAAACAGUUGGCUCAGUUUACAACUGUGGAGGUUGCUUUAUCUGUUGGAGGAUUGGAUCUGAAGACCCAAGAAUCCAUCAUGAGACGGAAUCCUGAUAUUGUAAUCGCUACUCCGGGUCGUUUAAUUGAUCACGUGAAGAAUACUCCAACCUUCUCCCUGGAGAGUAUAGAAGUUCUAAUUUUAGACGAAGCAGAUCGUAUGUUGGAGGAGAGUUUCUUUGAGCAGAUGAGGGAGAUUAUUAAAUCCUGUGCCAGGACUAGACAAACCUUACUCUUCUCCGCUACCAUGACAGAACAGGUUAAUCAAUUGGCGACAGUAUCUCUGAAUAAACCACUGAAAAUAUUUGUGGACAGUAAUAAACCCUCAGUGCAUGGAAUGUCAUUUGAAAUUACGCGAACAGCCCCUUAAAUCAUAUUUACGAUUUUUUCAAUUUUACAUAAUUUUACUCUUUUCUCCAGGUUACAUAUAAUGCUGGGUUUACUUGGAGUAAGAGUAGGAGAACUCCACGGAAAUAUGUCCCAGCCGCAGCGUUUGGAUACACUCAAGAGGUUUAAGGAGGAUGAGCUUGACGUUCUCCUGGCUACUGAUGUAGCUGCUCGAGGGUUGGAUAUUAGAGGAGUAAAGACAGUAAUUAACUUUACGAUGCCAACAACACUAGAACAUUAUAUACACAGGGUCGGAAGAACAGCUAGGGCGGGCAGAGCCGGCAGAUCCGUGUCUAUCUCUGGAGAGUCUGAGAGGAAGAUGGUCAAAGAGAUUGUUAGACGGGCCCGUGAUCCUGUUAAAUCCAGGGUUAUCCCAACCGAUAUCGUGGAGAAGUACAGGAAGAAGCUGGCAACAAUAGAAGAGGACGUGAAGAAGGUGAUAGAGGAGGAGACGGCGGAGCGAGAGAUCGCCAAGGUUGAGAACAAGGCGAACAGGUUGCAGAACAAGAUCAACGACAAGGUGGAGGAUCCGGACAGGGUCUGGUUUCAGUCCAAGCAGGAGAGAUUAGACGAGAAGAAUAAACUUAAAGAAGAAAACAGAAAGAUAACAAAGAAAAUGAAGAAGAAGAAGGAAGCAGCUACGCCGGUUGAUCCGGCAGAGGCGAAGGAACAAAAAGCGUUAGAGAUGGAAGCCAACUUCGUUGCCAGGCAAGCCAAGAGGAGCAGGAAACCUAAGAAAAUGUCAGUUUUUAAGGAGGACAGCAUUAGAGAAAAGAAACCUAAAAAGGGUGGGAAAAAAUCUAAAUCUUCAUUUGACGAUGAUGUUAGAAAAGGUGGCGGCGGAAUAAGUAGAGGAGGGGGCGGAGGAGGCAUGAAAAGAGGAGGUGGAGGCGCUAAAAGAGGGGGCGGAGGAAUGAAGAGAGGAGGCGGAUUCGGAGGAGUAAAGAAAGGAGGAAAAAUUGGUGGUAUUAAGAAAUCGCUGAAACCUAAAAAGAACAAAUGAAGUUCUUCAUUCUUUUUUGUUUUAUAAAAUAAAUUUUAUAUUUUCGCGAACCAGAAAAUUUAUCGUUUUCAGA